AUGAGAGUUCUCCGGAAGACCACUCGCAGUGAUCCAUCCAAGGUUGAGAAAACCUCAAAAACGAUACUUAUUGAUCGAAAAAAGCUCGACUCAAUUACGCCAGCGAAAGAAGACAACGAUGCGCUGGACUUGCUACCUGACACUCCUAUUUGGAGGUACGUCUCUCUGUUCGUCUCUCUCUCUCAGUCUGUCUCACUCCCCGCAGCAAUCACUUCCAGCGUCUCUGCAUAUAGCUUCACUAGUUAUGCUCCGGUCUACGCAAGCUGUCCCUCGGACCAGCAAUGGGUCCGGCCUGCGAAGGGCCUGUCUUCGCAAGAAGCGGCCUGGAUCCAAGGACGCAAAACGGUGGUUCUAGACGCUUUCAGCUCGUACCUCGAACGGCUCAACAUCACAGAUCUAAACGUGUCGGGCCUGCGAAAGGCCAUGCAGGAGAACAAGAACGCCGGUGUGCCCGUGAUCGGCAUGGCCAUUAGUGGUGGUGGCUGGGCGUCUUCACUCACAGGGACCGGCGCACUACGAGCCUUCGAUGCUCGGUUCUCCGAUGCAAUUGAUCAACGCACCGGCGGGAUUCUCCAGAGCUUGAGCUACUUCGCCGGCCUCUCAGGCGGAGCAUGGCCGCCCAUGUCGUUGGCGACGUACAACUUCCCCACGAUCAACGACAUGGUGGCCAACUGGCACACCGACAUCGAUCGACUUUUCAACCAACCGAACAAUACCAUCUACGCCGCCAACUCGACGUCCAUGUUCACCGACGUCUACGCGAAAUACAAAGCAGGCUUCGCCGUCAGCGUAUCCGACUACAUGGGCAUAGGUUUCGGCUAUGAGUUCUUGCCUCCUCCACAUGCAGGCGUCAAUGUCACGCUUUCCGGCGUUCGAAGUCUGAGCAAUUUCCAAAACCAUUCGAUGCCGAUGCCCAUAUUCCAAGCGGCCAGGCUCAGUGACGAUGACAUUGAAUUCUACGGAAUGAAGAUCCCAUAUGCAAACAGCAGUCUGUUCGAGAUGACCCCCUUUGAAUUCGGCGCCUGGAUAGGCUCCGACGGUUCGGCAACAGGCUUCACCCCUAUGGAAUACAUGGGCACAAAGCUUCGCGGCGGCAAAGUGACCAACAGCUCUGCCUGCGUGAUAGGUUACGACAGAGGAAGCAAUAUCCUCGGGCUUGCGGCAUCUGCAGUCAAUGCCUGGUACAUCGAGGCCCUGUCCAACGGGACACUGGCCCAAUUUUCAAAGAGAUCCCUAAAUUCACUACUUCCUCCUGGAUCAAUUCGUUCGAAUCUCCGGAAGCGCGCCGGGUUCCCUCUGAGUACGAUCAACUACCUAUUCGAUGCAUACCAGCAAUACUUCAACCUUACCAAGGUACAGGCCGUCUCGCCGACUGUCCCCAACCCGUUCGCAGGCAUGCCGGGCGCCAGCGGGCCCGAACCAGCAACAUUGACCUUAGCGGACGGAUCUGAAGGCGGCCAGGCAAUCCCCUUCUGGCCCAUGCUUCAGCCUGCUCGAAACGUGGAUUUCAUCAUAUCCUGGGACAAUGACGAAGAUUCCACUCCCAACGGCUGGAACAACGGCACCAACAUCUACAACACAUUCAUCCAAGCCCGUCGGCACGGCCUGCCAUUCCCGGAAAUCCCUCCUCCAGCGACCUUCAUCAAGCGCAAUUACACCCAGAAGCCCGUCCUUUUCGGGUGCAACCCUCAAUAUACCACGACCCGCAAUCUUGACAGCCCCAUCGUGCUGGAGAUGACCAACGCCCCGUACAGCGCAUACACAAACUACUCCUGGUUCAAGACGGUCUUCACGCCCGUGGAAAUGCACGAGAUCCUGGUCAACAGCUGGGACCUGGUGACUCAAGGCAACGGCACCUUGGAGUCCGACUGGGUGCAAUGUAUCGGCUGUGCGGCCGUGGACAGGACGUUGAGCAAGCUCGAAAUCGCCAGGCCCGAAAAGUGCGACAAGUGUCUGCAGAAAUACUGCUGGGACGGCACGUAUGAGGAUGAAGCAGAUAUUCCUGCCGUGGACCCGGCGUUGGCGCUUCAUCCGGACGUCAGCUACGCCGAGUGGAAUGCCACACAUCCAUUCACAUAA
Exophiala xenobiotica is the source of this 2079-nucleotide messenger RNA. RefSeq lists its product as uncharacterized. Lineage: Eukaryota; Fungi; Ascomycota; Eurotiomycetes; Chaetothyriales; Herpotrichiellaceae. Gene Ontology annotation, cellular component: cytosol. Gene Ontology annotation, molecular function: A2-type glycerophospholipase activity. The record is from RefSeq and is a predicted model, not a curated record. Bases 1 to 2079 code for a protein of 692 amino acids. Gene Ontology annotation, biological process: glycerophospholipid catabolic process. The transcript is spliced from 4 exons.